UUUAAACCAUUUCUAUUUUUGAUACUUGCACGCUUUUUCAAAAUUAAAUAUUACUUGUAAAUUUUAUUGAAUGUUCUUAAGAAGUUAAAAAGUUUUAAAAAUGAGGCAAAGAUCUAAAUCAUGCUUUGUUUCUCCUGAUGAAGUUAGAAAAUUAAAUGAUGAAGACAACAAAGAAACUAAUGACAUAAUAUCAGUGGAUACGUUUGAUAACGUUAUUACCCAAAUCAUUAGUCAAAUUCCUCAGAACGAUGAAGAGCCAUUCGAAGAAAGGUUGGAAAAAAUAAAAUGGAAGAAAAUUCAAAUUAAUCAACAUCCAUACAAAAAAAUUAAGGAGUUAGUACAUUCUGCAAUAGAAAAGGUUAGAAAACAUAGAAUAUUACUUGAGGUUUUGGAAGAUGCAAAACUUGCUUUUAAAACUCAAAAUUCAAAAGUUGACGACAUUAAAACAGUUAUAAAUAAAUUUCAUUUAGAUGAACCAAAAAAGAAGAAAGAGACUGUUAGAACACCUUUCUUUGAUUAUUAUGAUGAAAUAAAAAAUAAUGGAGGUAAAUACUUAUUGGAUUUUGACAGAGCCUUAUAA
Messenger RNA from Condylostylus longicornis, 580 nucleotides. RefSeq lists its product as uncharacterized. The record is from RefSeq and is a predicted model, not a curated record. Lineage: Eukaryota; Metazoa; Arthropoda; Insecta; Diptera; Dolichopodidae. The transcript is spliced from 5 exons. Bases 101 to 580 code for a protein of 159 amino acids.